AUGGCGCUGGAUCCACGUUUUUACCACCACAUUGGCUUGGCCGGGCCUGGUUCGAUCUCAUCCGCCACUUCAUCCGAUUCCUCCGCCCUCACCGGCAUCACGUCGCCAAGUGUGAUAUCCACCUCCGCCUCCGCCGCCACUCUACGAUCCACCGCAUCCAGUCCCUCCCUUCGCGCCCGAGAAGGUGUAUCUCUGGCGGGUCGUCAGGAUGCCAUGUCCAGUCCGACGCCUGGAGGAGGAAAUGUGCGCGUCGUAGUGCGCGUGCGCAAGUUCCUCCCAAGAGAGAUUCAACGCCAGGCAGAAUGCCUAAUUUCUAUGGACCCUCACACGCAAAUGACUCGUUUAGCAGCACCGAAACCCAGUGCAGACGAUCUCGGAAAGCCGAAAUCACAAGCGCGAGGCAAAAUUCUCGAAGACAAGUCUUUCACAUUCGAUAAUUCGUUCUGGUCGCAUGACGAAGAAGACGAACAUUUUGCUCAACAAGAGGAUGUAUACAACUGUCUGGGAGAGGAGUUUCUGGAUCACAAUUUUGAGGGAUACCAUACGUGUAUCUUUGCAUAUGGGCAGACUGGAUCCGGCAAAAGUUACACGAUGAUGGGGACACCCGAGCAACCAGGAUUGAUUCCCCGUACCUGCGAAGAUUUGUUCCAGCGCAUCGAAGACUCGCCUUCACCCGAUAUCAGCUACAAUGUCCGAGUAUCAUAUUUCGAGGUCUACAAUGAGCACGUACGAGAUCUAUUGGUCCCCCGAACAGACCCUCCGCAUUACCUCCGCAUUCGAGAAUCACCAUCCGAAGGCCCAUACGUUAAAGACUUGACAGAAGUUACGGCAAGAAAUUACACCGAAUUAAUGAAGUUUAUGCGCAAAGGCGACAUGUCCCGUACUACGGCGAGCACCAAAAUGAACGAUACUUCUUCUCGAUCGCAUGCUGUUUUCACCAUUACACUCAAACAGAUUCACCAUGACCUUUCAACGGACGAGACAACUGAGCGCACUGCGCGCAUUCGACUGGUCGAUCUUGCCGGGUCCGAGCGUGCGAAAGCGACUGAAGCAACAGGUGCAAGACUCCGCGAAGGCUCUAAUAUUAAUAAAUCGCUCACAACACUCGGUCGUGUUAUCGCCGCUCUAGCGGAGACGAAGAAACCCCGCGGAAGAAAGGGCAAGGAGCUUGUUCCUUAUCGUGAUUCCAUUCUUACCUGGCUAUUAAAGGACAGUCUGGGUGGAAACUCAAAAACAGCCAUGAUUGCGUGUAUUGCGCCAGCCGACUAUGAAGAAACACUUUCCACAUUACGAUAUGCCGACCAAGCUAAGCACAUUCGCACUCGCGCUCGGGUGAACCAAGACCACGUCUCUGCAGCAGAACGUGAUGCGCAAAUCGCCGAGAUGGCCGAAACAAUUCGGAACUUGCAGCUGAGUGUGAGCCAGGCUACAGAGCACCAGCGUGCCAGCCAAAUGCAGGAUGAGAAACUUGACGAGUACCAACAAAAAGUGGAGAAGAUGCAACGCCUAAUGGAAGAGACCAAGAUGGUCAGUGACUGCAAGAUCCGCCAGCUCCAAACCGAGAACGAGGCCUUGCGCAUGCACCUGAAGCUGGCCCUUGAGAGCCUCAAGAACCCGAUCCCGCCCAUCACUCUGGCUCAGCGACGAACUAGUCUAAUUUCAUUAGCGGAAGAGAACCAGCCGCCCCACGAAGAGCCUGUGUCGCGUGAAGGAUCCCCUGUUAUUCCUUCUGAUUCUGAACCUGACGUCUGGGAAGAUGAGGAGGAUGACGAUGAUACAAUAACCUGGGAAGAUGAGGAUGGGGAAGCACACCAGAUGCAGUCGCGUAUGGAAGAUCUCCUUGGUGAUCUCAGCAUGUUUAAACGCAAGCUGGCAUCAGAUCAUGAGCGUUGGCAACGCCAUGAACAGUCAAAGCCUACUAAUACGCCCAAACGGCGUGCCUUGAGUUCUAUUGCACCAAAUAAUCGCUAG
Penicillium verhagenii is the source of this 1971-nucleotide messenger RNA. RefSeq names its product kinesin-3 family protein uncB. Gene Ontology annotation, biological process: microtubule-based movement; mitotic spindle organization. The transcript is spliced from 2 exons. Gene Ontology annotation, molecular function: microtubule binding; ATP binding; microtubule motor activity. Lineage: Eukaryota; Fungi; Ascomycota; Eurotiomycetes; Eurotiales; Aspergillaceae. The record is from RefSeq and is a predicted model, not a curated record. Bases 1 to 1971 code for a protein of 656 amino acids.